Durusdinium trenchii is the source of this 2790-nucleotide messenger RNA. The record is from the annotation of a GenBank genome assembly. Lineage: Eukaryota; Dinophyceae; Suessiales; Symbiodiniaceae.
AUGGUGCCACGCUGUUCGGCCAUUUUUUCCCUGCUCGCGCUGUGCGGAAGCGGCUCUGACAGCUUCAGGCAAGAGCUACAGUCCAAGCUCAAACUUGCAAAAGAUGCUGACACCUCCCUUGACAAUGUUGACGUGCCGUUGGCCGUCGAGGCGUCCCGCUGCUCCCAGCUGCUGCGAGCCAAGCUAGGCGCAGCGCCAUCCUUGGGUCCAGUCAUUGAUAUGGGGGCUCCGUCUAUGGUCACUGCUUGGCUUUUGCGCGAGAAGAAGGUGGUGAUCUCUGUGGGCGAAGAAGGCCGCUCGCGGCCCGCGGACGCGGCGACGCGGCCGCGGACGCGGCGAUGGAUUUGGGUUACCCAGCCCUUGGAGCUUUUGCUCACCACGCUGCGGGAGCUUUUUGGUGACAGAGAAGAGUCCAGGAUACGAGAACCACCGAGUCUCCUCUUCAUCGAAGCGGACCAGCUACUGCAACGCGGAGCCCUGCAGCGGACCAGCCAUACCCUCCGCUCGGUCCGUCCCCUCCUCUCCGACUUGGCCGUUUCGGGGGUCAUGCUCAGUGACGAUGGGAAGGAGGUGCCACACUGGAUGCUUCCAUCUGUACUUGCACCAGUCCUGGAUGCCAAGAACAAGAUGAACAUCGAGCUUCCUUGCUGGACCAUUGGCUGUACGAGCGGCCUGACUGGAGGCGGACUGGCAUUGGUGAUGAUUGUUAAGAACGAGGCGCGCUUGAUCCGCCAGACGCUACAGAGUGUGCUCGAGGCCGCGGACCGCGCGGUGAUCUUGGACACGGGUUCCACCGACGGGACGCAGGAGAUCCUGCGAGAGGUUUCCCAACAACAGAACUUCCCGCUGGAACUCUACGAAGAGCCCUUCGUGGACUUCGCAACCACCCGGAACCGUGCGCUGCAGCUGGCGGGGCAAAGCUCUGAGUUUGUUUUGAUGCUCAGUGGCGAUGAGACACUGGUUCACGGCGCCCAGUUGCGGCGCUUCGUCACGCAACACAGUGGCUACUGCGGAGGCUCUGAGGAGGUCUUCAAUGUGCGCGUCUUCAUGGGCUCAAAGACUUGGUAUUGGUCGGAGCGUUUGAUGCGUUCCAAGAAUCACCAAGAACCUGGCUGGCCUCAGAACAGCAGCUCUUGGCGCUACGUGGGUGUGACCCACGAAGCUUACAUCCACCCGGUGAGGACUUUGAGCAAUGAUUUGUUCAUCAACUACAUCGGCGAUACGGAUGCAUCCCAGCUGGAAGGGCUGCCAGAACCUGUCGCAGGAAGCUUCUACAUCUCCCACAAUGCCGAACGAACUGAGGAGAAAUCAACAAGAAGGUUGCGGCAAGAUGUGCAGUUGCUUGAGGACUAUUUGAAUAAGGAUGACGCCCACUUGGAUGCUUGGCAAUACACACGUGCGAUCUUUUACUUGGCACAGUCACAUCGUUCCCUGCAGAACUUCGAAGUCGCCAAAGAGCUUUGGGAGCGAUACCUGACUUCAGAGAUCUCUGGCCUCCGGCAGUUCUCAUACCUUCGCUAUGGCGCGCACAUGGGUCUGGGGCAGAUCUGCGCCCAACAGCCCAGCUUGUGGCGUCACACCACUGCGACCAGCCGGAGCUGCCUGCAGCAUUUCGAGGAAGCACAUCAGCUUUGUCCACGGGCGGAACCCAUGGUCUACUUGGCGCUCUCCAUGCCUGACGGCGCCAAGGAGCGAAGGCUGGCGCUGCAGCGCGCAAAGGAAGUUCAGCACUUGCAGGCAUCGACGGGUCAUUGCGCCAUUUUUGCCGAAGAGUCCGUCUAUCAGCAGAUAGAUACGUUCAUCGAUCGACUUCCCAACGGCUUUUGCCGAAAGCGAAAUCUGGUCGAUGAGUUCGGCCAUGGCUACCGGAUGACCACGGAUGACUUGGAGGAUGCUGAAGGGACCUAUGUCUACGUGAAGUUGGCGCAGGUGCCAAGGACCUUUCAAUGGCAGACGGUGCCGGGGAAGUUGCACUCUCCGCAGUCCAACCGGCUGGAAGAGGUGGGAGUCGAAACACGACCACUGCAGGAGAGUCCUCCGGGAGUCUCUUUGACUUGGUGCCGGAACCUGUGUGCCAUGAGCAGGCUUUGUGGCUGCUUUGUUUAUAGCGAUGUCACCAAGAAGUGUGAACGCUUUGCAAACUGCCAGCGGGCCAUCAUCGACCCGAUUCCCCGUGUGCACACCAUCCGGGGCAUCAAUGGGGAACUUCCCACGGUGCCGGACUACAAGAUCCCCGACUUCCACUAUUGGAUCUACUACAAGAAGGCGGAGAUUGUCGGUGAAGACGCUCUUUUUCUGGAGGAGCGCAGCUGCUGGCCGAUGAUCCUUUGGGCUGUAUUGCUGGCUUCUUGCUGUUGGCUGUGUUUGUUCCUGAUCCUUCGGGUUCUUGGCCGGAAGGACAGACUCUACGAGCCUUUAGAAGGAUUGCCCGAUUACAACAUCGUCCUGGAGAACGCCUCCAAAGUCUCGAGGUCGAAGACAGAUGUGUUUUGCCGCGUGCUGAAGUCAAUCAAUUUGAGGAAUUCUUCCAAGAUGACCGAGACGUUGAUGGGUGUACUGGAACUGAUGUUUGACGCUGAGGGUGGUGUUGCUGCUAGCAGCGUCAGCAAGAUGGCAACACCUAGUGGAGCAACACUAAGUAGAGCUCGAGCAAAAGUAGACCUUGCACUGAUGAUAAUCAGACGACAUCAUUGGAGGAAGGUCAUCAAAGAUACAUCCAUUCAGCUAGGUUAUGAUGCGACAACAAUGUCUAAAGAGAUGAUGAUCGCUCAAGAGCAUUCCAUACCGUGA